GCAAUCGGUGGACUUAGCAGCGCGCUGCUACUCUUCUGGAGUCCAAACAUAGUCUGCGUUUAUCCGAACUCUUUCUAACGCGGAUGUGCUAGCCUAGGAGAGAGAGAGAGAGAGAGAGAGAGAGAGACGGACGAAGAACACACAACUGACCGAAAGAAAAAGAAAUACAUUGAAAACACGGAAUCUUUGUGCAUUAGAACCACGACUGGACGGUCUCGCUCUGCCGUAAUAAUUGCCAUUUUCUUCUUUUAAGAGGGAGGCAAAUUGGAUUGUUAACAGACAGCCUUUUCUAUUUUUUAAAAGAAUCCUCCACGAAUACAUUAUAGCUCGGUACAUUAUAUGUCAUUUGCGUGAUGAAAAAUUAACUUCAGCCGCGCAGGAGUGUCUACCAUUCCAGCAGAAGGGGAAAAACAGCUUCAAAACUGCUAAUUGUGUUUUUUCUACUUUGCUGAGGAGGUUUUCGUCUCUCUGCAAUGUCAUUAUUGCUUCAGUUAAAAACGGAGAUAGAGUAAAUAGACGCGAAUUGUUUAUAAAUCUCUGUAGGACAGCAGAGCGCUUAUCUGUUCACAAAUGCUGGAGAAAACACAAAGACAUUUUUUCACGGAUAUUUCGCUCUCCCAAAGGAAGUUCCUGCUUUACUGAGAUUUGAUUGUGGGUUUAUUUUUCCUGCGGCUGUCCGUUUCCAAUACUAUAUAGCAACCGGCUUAGUGCAAGCGUUUACCCUUCGUGCAUUCUGACUGACCGAACGAGCACGAGACGGGAUUCCUCAUUUAUAAACACAGAAAAAAAACAGCAGGAGCUUGGAUUAAAAAAAACAGACAAUUACAUACACUAAUUUCAAGACAAAACUGGAGGACAUUCUGUAUUUGUCUUCAGUGGAUGUCAUGUAUGGCAUAGCCUGAAGUCUACGUGCAUCAUCGACAGUGAGUUGUUUGCCCAGGAGGUCAUCCCAUGGAAAUGUCUCCCAGUGAUUGCUAGGGGUCACUGCAGCUGUGGUAACAUGCCCCUACUGGUCAGGCUCUCUUUUCGGAAAACCCACCACGGCUAACGUAGGGUCCGGUACCCAACAACAAGAAGAGGAAAUAGAACACUUCCAGAAUUCCUGUCCGAAGAAGACGACGUGAAGAAGGCAGAAAGCCAGUUAUCCUCUCUCUGACACCACAAUUUCCACAUCUAUCUAGUUUGUAUUGCCUUUUUCUCAGCGUUGCCAUCCGGCCUUGGACAUUGGUGUGCGUCUCAACCAGUGCUGAGGGAUCAGUCGGACAGACAGCCGGUUCAAGAUGGCUAACAACACCGCUGACCAUCCCCCGGGGAACUCCGUCGCCGAGGGCAACCAUGAGGGGGACUUCGGCUGCACGGUGAUGGACCUGCGGGAGCUGAUGGAGCUGAGGAGCGGCGAGGCCGUCGCCAAGAUCGCGGACAGCUACGGGGACGUGCAGGGCCUGUGCCGCCGGCUGAAAACCUCGCCCAUUGAGGGACUCUCUGGCAACCCAGUGGACUUGGAGAAGCGUCAUGCGGCAUUUGGGAAGAACUUCAUUCCACCGAAGAAACCCAAGACCUUCCUGCAGCUAGUAUGGGAAGCCCUUCAAGACGUCACCCUCAUUAUCCUGGAGGUGGCAGCCAUCAUCUCACUGGGGCUUUCCUUCUAUCACACACCGGGGGGCGACAAUGAGAUGUGCGGCGAGGCAGCGGGCGGCGUGGAGGACGAAGGGGAAUCCCAGGCCGGAUGGAUCGAGGGGGCCGCCAUCCUCUUCUCCGUCAUCAUCGUUGUGCUGGUGACGGCCUUCAACGACUGGAGCAAGGAGAAGCAGUUCAGGGGGCUGCAGAGCCGCAUUGAGCAGGAGCAGAAGUUCACCGUUAUCCGCAAGGGCCAGGUCAUCCAGAUCCCUGUGGCUGAGAUAGUGGUGGGAGACAUCGCCCAAAUCAAAUAUGGUGACCUGCUGCCAGCUGAUGGCAUCCUGAUCCAGGGAAAUGAUCUGAAGAUCGAUGAGAGCUCGCUGACCGGGGAGUCCGACCAGGUCAGGAAAUCACUGGAGAAGGAUCCCAUGCUGCUGUCUGGCACCCAUGUGAUGGAAGGGUCUGGGCGGAUGGUGGUCUCCGCUGUCGGCCUCAACUCCCAAACCGGAAUCAUCUUCACGUUGUUAGGCGCUGGUGGCGAGGAUGAGGAGAAGAAGGUGAAAAAAGGUAAAAAACAAGGAGCCCCAGAAAAUCGGAACAAAGCCAAGACCCAGGAUGGCAUCGCCCUUGAAAUCCAACCCCUGAAGAGUGAGGAGGGCGUGGAGUCGGAGGAGAAGGAGGAGAAGGAGGAGAAGCAGGCCAAGAAGGUCAAUGUGACCAAGAAGGAGAAAUCGGUCCUGCAGGGCAAGCUGACCAGGCUGGCAGUGCAGAUUGGGAAAGCAGGUCUGAUCAUGUCAGCAGUGACGGUCAUCAUCCUCAUCCUCUACUUUGUCAUUUACAAUUUCGGUGUUCAGAAGCGCCCUUGGCUGAAGGAGUGCACCCCUAUUUACAUCCAGUACUUUGUGAAGUUCUUCAUCAUUGGUGUGACUGUGCUAGUAGUGGCUGUCCCUGAGGGGCUUCCUCUGGCUGUCACCAUCUCCCUGGCCUACUCUGUCAAGAAAAUGAUGAAGGACAACAACCUGGUGCGUCACUUGGAUGCCUGCGAGACCAUGGGCAAUGCCACGGCAAUCUGCUCCGACAAGACUGGCACACUGACCAUGAACCGCAUGACAGUGGUGCAAGCCUAUGUUGGCGACACGCACCACCGCACAGUGCCGGAGCCAGAGGCCCUGCGGCCCGAGACCCUGGAGCUCCUGGUCAACAGCAUCGCCAUCAACUCUGCCUACACCACUAAGAUCCUGCCACCAGAGAGGGAGGGGGGUUUGCCGCGCCACGUCGGCAACAAGACCGAGUGCUCCCUUCUGGGCCUGGUGCUGGACCUGAAACGGGACUACCAGCCAGUGAGAGAUGAGGUGCCUGAAGAGAAGCUCUACAAGGUCUACACCUUCAACUCCUCUCGCAAGAGCAUGAGCACCGUGCUGAAGAACCCGGACGGCACGGGGUUCCGCAUGUACAGCAAAGGGGCCUCCGAGAUCAUCCUGCGCAAGUGUUCCCGCAUCCUGGAUGCGCAAGGUCAGCCUCGGGUCUUCAAGCCCAAAGACCGCGACGAGAUGGUGCGCAAAGUGAUCGAACCCAUGGCCUGCGAUGGUCUGCGCACCAUCUGCGUAGCCAUGCGCGACUUCCCCGGCAACCCCGAGCCUGACUGGGACAGUGAGAACGAGAUCCUGUCCGACCUGACCUGCAUUGCUGUGGUGGGCAUUGAGGACCCCGUCCGGCCAGAGGUACCUGAGGCUAUUGAGAAAUGCCAGAGGGCAGGGAUCACUGUGCGCAUGGUCACCGGAGACAACAUCAACACGGCUCGCGCCAUCGCUACCAAGUGCGGCAUCCUGCUUCCUGGAGAAGACUUCCUGUGCCUGGAGGGCAAGGAGUUCAACCGGCAAAUCCGCAAUGACAAAGGCGAGGUGGAGCAAGAGCGUCUGGACAAGGUGUGGCCCAAGCUGCGGGUGCUGGCGCGGUCUUCCCCCACGGACAAGCACACACUGGUGAAAGGAAUCAUUGACAGCACAGUUGGAGAAACGAGGCAAGUGGUAGCUGUGACGGGAGAUGGAACUAAUGAUGGCCCCGCCCUCAAAAAGGCAGACGUCGGGUUUGCUAUGGGCAUCGCUGGCACAGAUGUGGCAAAGGAGGCAUCUGACAUCAUCCUGACAGAUGACAACUUCACCAGCAUCGUCAAGGCCGUCAUGUGGGGUCGCAACGUCUAUGACAGCAUCUCCAAGUUCCUGCAGUUCCAGCUCACAGUUAACGUGGUGGCGGUCAUCGUGGCCUUCACUGGUGCCUGCAUCACACAGGACUCGCCCCUGAAGGCUGUGCAGAUGCUGUGGGUGAACCUGAUCAUGGACACCUUGGCCUCCCUGGCCCUGGCCACCGAGCCUCCCACCGAAGCCCUGCUGCUCCGCAAGCCCUACGGCCGCAACAAGCCUCUCAUCUCCCGCACCAUGAUGAAGAACAUCCUGGGCCACGCUGUCUACCAGCUCACCAUCAUCUUCACUCUGCUCUUCGCCGGAGAAAAGUUCUUUGACAUUGACAAUGGCCGCAAAGCCCCCCUCCACGCGCCCCCGUCUGAACACUACACCAUCGUCUUCAACGUCUUCGUCAUGAUGCAGCUCUUCAACGAGGUCAACGCCCGCAAAAUCCAUGGCGAGAGGAACGUCUUCGAGGGAAUCUACCGCAACCCUAUCUUCUGCAGUGUGGUGCUGGGCACAUUUGCUCUCCAGAUCAUCAUUGUACAGUUUGGGGGAAAGCCCUUCUCGUGCACUGCCCUGACCAUCGACCAGUGGCUGUGGUGUAUCUUCAUUGGUGUGGGAGAGCUACUCUGGGGACAGCUCAUCUCUGCUAUCCCGACUCACCACCUGAAGUUCCUGAAGGAGGCCGGCCAUGGCAUCACCAAGGAGGAGAUCCCAGAGGAGGAGCUCACCGAGGGGGCAGACGAGAUCGACCACGCUGAGAUGGAGCUCCGCAGGGGCCAGAUUCUGUGGUUCCGUGGGCUCAACCGCAUCCAGACUCAGAUGGACGUUGUUUAUACAUUCCAGACGGGCCAAACCGCCGUUCCGGGGGCCCUGCGCCGGCAGCCCUCGGUGGUCAGCCAGCACAACGACGCAAAAACUGUUUCUAGCCCCACCCAUAUUAAAGUGGUGAAUGCAUUCCGUAGCUCCCUUUACGAGGGACUAGAGAAGCCAGAAUCCAGAAGCUCCAUCCAUAACUUCAUGUCCCAUCCCGAAUUUGUCCCUUUGUCUGAGGAAGAGGCUAGGAUCCCCACGAUAGAGGAGAGCGCUGUUGAGAUCGAGACCCUCCCCACGUCCUCGAAAGGCGGAGCCGGGGGGUCAGGGGGGGCCUCCUCCUCCGGCGCUGCCGCGCACCCCGGAAGCCCCCUCCACAGCCAGGAGACCUCGGUCUGAUGACUCCCGACUACGCUUGCCCCGCCCCUCUCGUGGACUCGCGGACGCUCUGACGCAAUCUGAAGUGCACCCGGUCUCUCGGAAGCUGACAUGGUGUUUUGCUUCAGGUGACCCCGCCCACACCCCCCGCCCCUUGGCUUGCGGUGCAGUGUGUGUGUACUGUGAGUACACGCAGCUGCAUGACCAUACAAGGCAUACUAACUCGUGGGCGGGGCUGUGAGGGUUCCACCCCCAUUGCAGAGACCGUUGCCUUGCCUUCUGUCCAUCUGUCUUUUUUUCAUUUUAUCUAUUGAUUCUCUUUCAUUCAUGUCUGAUUUUUAUUCUGUAAAGCUUGUUUUUUUUUCCACAAACUCUACCACCUAGGGUUGAAAUGCAUAUUUUUAUACAUUUGUACUCACAUAUAUACUGUUAGCAUACAUGUCACAUGAAAGAAAAGGUGUAUGUGUAUGUGUGUAUAUAUUGUGCAUACAGGUACAUUCGAUAAUACUGAAUUGGCGAGUUGUCAAACAAUUGGGCAUUGUAUUUCAACUCUAAUUAUUAAAUAUCUCUCUCGCAUUUUUCCCACUUAUACAGUAAGCAGAAAUGUAUGACUCUGGAUCCUCUGUUUGUAAACAAUCAACCCAAGUUGAAGUCCAGGUCUGCUCAUUUCUAGACAUGAUGUUUAACAUUAUUCACAUUUUAUGACCAGGUGUUCUUUUUUUGACUGUUGUAUUGAACCCCAGAAAAUAUGCUUGUUUUCAGUCAGUUCUGGUAUUUUGUCUAUAUGUUUUUAGAAGGACAGCACUCAGGAUGCUCCACUAAUUUCAGUGAAGUGUAACUGCACUGAAAAGACAAAAAUAUAUUGAAUAUCAGACCACGUUGAUGUCAAAGAGUGCCCCCAUUCUGCAGCUCAAGGUAAUGGCAAGGCAGUGUAUAACUGAAAAAGUGACAAGGAUGAGUGUGUCAGACCACAUCUGUAAUACAGUCAGAGUAUCAUGGGGAUCUCUAGUCUCAGCUUUCUUCAAUGCCUCAAGAAGAAGUAAAAGUUAUGAUUAGUAAUAAUUAUUAUUUUGAGGUACUAUUUUUCCCUCCAUAGCACGCAUUUACUCUUCAUAUUUAAUUUGGGGUGGGUGGGAUUGCAGUUUUGGAGAGUUGUAAUAUAUUCAUAGGGUGGGAGUAUUGGUGGAAAAAAUAUGGGCAGGUUAACUGUGAUUUCCUUUUCCUCUCCAAAAAAAAAAAAAAAUGCGCAAAUAAAUUUUAUGUACCUAAUGAAGAGACUGUCUUAAAGAUAGUAAAUAUAAUGUAAGCUUUUUUCAGUGCUCAACAAAUGGCAACAGCUUUCUCUCUUAGGUUCUCCAUCUAUUAUAGACGUUCGCUGUGUACGCAGCAGUGGCACAAGAGUUCAUCAAUUCCACAGCUGCCACCAGUGGAUCAAUCAGGAUUUAUGAUCCAAAUCCAACAUGUCUCCCAUCAGCUUAGUGAAAUGGCACGUCUGUGCAUGUUUAAAUGUAGAAAAAAGUAAGAAACAAGCUAAAAAUAUAUAUGCAACAAAAGUUAUUUGUUUGGUCCUUUACAUGUUCUUUUAUUCAAACUUAACAGCUGUACAAAUACCACGGACUGCUGGUUUUGUGAGUGUGGCCAGGAGGAUAUUUUUCGUGUGAUUACCAAUACUGUAGUACUGCCACAUUCAAUCCUUUUUUCAUAUCUAGGUUAAAUAGAAUCCUCGAAUACACUUUUUCUACUUUACUACUUAAUCACAGCCAUAUUUUAUAGGUUGAUUUUUAUAUCCCAUUUGUUCUAUUUCUGAUGCUCCCAAAUAACCAAAACAAAGAGAAAGUGUCACUGCCGACAAAUGGACCAUUGUAUUGUUUACUUAAAAAAGUCAGCAUAUGCUUAAGGUUACCCUUCCCCCCGCUGGUGAUCAGGUAGAUCUUCUUUCUUUCUGUCUCUCUCUUUAAUUGAACUGUAGUAUAGAAAUAU
Megalops cyprinoides (Indo-Pacific tarpon) is the source of this 6971-nucleotide messenger RNA. It is a transcript of the gene atp2b4, whose product is annotated as ATPase plasma membrane Ca2+ transporting 4. Lineage: Eukaryota; Metazoa; Chordata; Actinopteri; Elopiformes; Megalopidae. Bases 1281 to 5012 code for a protein of 1243 amino acids. The transcript has 22 exons. Gene Ontology annotation, molecular function: ATP binding; P-type calcium transporter activity; ATP hydrolysis activity. Gene Ontology annotation, biological process: calcium ion transmembrane transport; regulation of cytosolic calcium ion concentration. The record is from RefSeq and is a predicted model, not a curated record. Gene Ontology annotation, cellular component: intracellular membrane-bounded organelle; membrane.